Lactuca virosa is the source of this 1210-nucleotide messenger RNA. The record is from the annotation of a GenBank genome assembly. Lineage: Eukaryota; Viridiplantae; Streptophyta; Magnoliopsida; Asterales; Asteraceae.
AUGGACUCACCACCACCAUACACCACCCCGCAAUCCGCCCCACAAACACGCACCAAAUCGGCAUCACGUCUGGCUCGAACUAGCGGCCAGGAACCACCACCGAUUCUCUCUCUUGAUUUAGUCUCUUACUACCCAAGAACACUCUUUCUCCAAAACCCAAAACCCCUCUUUCCCUUCACGACCUCCUCCUCCUUUCCCCUUCCCCCGCCAAGAGAUCAAAAACCAGACUCGAUGUCUCCGAGGAGAAACACUAGAAGAUCCAGAAGGCGAACGGAGGAGAUUCGAGAGGAUAGAGAUCUGAUUGCUAUUGAUGAGUCGAUCGUUGUUAACAACAAACCAAAGAAAAGGAGGCAUAGUGGUAGAUCGAAGAAGGAGAAAUCGAUUUCUUGCCCUUCCAUUCCAUCUCCAAAAGGAAACGAUGAGGAUUACGGGUACAAUUUCGAUCGAAUCGGAUUCCUGAUAAAUGAUUUGAUAAUGUGGAAUGAUGUCGCAAAAUCAACACUCUGGUUUGGGUUCGGUUCACUCUGUUUCUUAUCUUCAUGUUUCACAACAGGCAUUAGCUUUAGCAUGCUUUCUUUGAUAUCUCACCUGGGCCUUCUGUGUUUGGGCGUUUCAUUCUUCUCAAAUUCCAUUGCCCGAAGUUCAGAAAGCAAGAGAAAGCUUAAGCUUAAAGAAGACGACAUUCUAAAAGCUGCUAGGGUUAUACUUCCUGCAUUAAACCUUGUAAUUUCAAAAGCUCGAGAGGUGUUCUCAGGGGAACCAUCGAUGACCCUUAAACACCAUUUUUUACUACUUGGAUCUGAUUACGGGCAUAUUCUAACAUUGAAGAGACUUUGUGCACUUGGGUUCUUCAUUGGGUUUACUGGCCCAAAGCUGUACUCAUUGUACUCGAUUCAAAUACACAAGAAAAGUGAAUGCGUGAAAGGGUGGAUACUGGAAGCAUGGAGAGGUUGUUCUCAUAAGAAAGUAGUUGCAGGAUCAGUGGUUACAGUGUUUUGGAAUCUGACUUCGAUCAAAACACGCAUUUUUGCAGCAUUUAUAUGUGUGGUGAUCUUUAGACGCUACAGACAACAGUUGCCAUGGAAGGAGGAAGGUCAACAGCCAGAGAAGACGUUGACUUUGGUUGAAACUAAGAAAGUUGAAUAGAGAUUUGGAUUACAUGUAAAAUAUAACAUAUAUAUUUCUAUAUAAUAAAAUGAAUCGUUUUAUG